Oncorhynchus tshawytscha (Chinook salmon) is the source of this 4808-nucleotide messenger RNA. RefSeq names its product bone morphogenetic protein 10-like. The record is from RefSeq and is a predicted model, not a curated record. Gene Ontology annotation, biological process: SMAD protein signal transduction; BMP signaling pathway. The transcript is spliced from 2 exons. The coding region runs from base 277 to 1704 and encodes 475 amino acids. Lineage: Eukaryota; Metazoa; Chordata; Actinopteri; Salmoniformes; Salmonidae. Gene Ontology annotation, molecular function: growth factor activity; cytokine activity. Gene Ontology annotation, cellular component: extracellular region.
CAGGGGGCGAGCAGAGCCCUAGUGACAUCUCCAAACAUGUCAGCACAGUGGGGUGGACAACACAUCUCACCCUGCCCUCUGCACCCGAUCACAAGAUCAACAAGGACAAAGCUGUUUUCCCUCGACCCACACACCACCCUUUCAGCCCCAACCGAGACAAACUGCAGCUGGAUAGGGGGGAACUGUUCCGCAGGUGUCCUCUGCUAAGGAUCCUUUCAUAUUUCUAUAUUUGAUACUCAUCCUUUGGACCUGAACCUGCCCUUGAGUCAUUCAGUCAUGGUCGCUCCAGUGUUCUCCAUACUGGGAUACAUCUACUCUCUUAGCCUCCUGCCCCUGCUACUGCCUGGUUGGAGCCAGGGCAGUCCCAUCUUGUCCCCUGAGGAGCCUCGACGGGGCCCUGGGGCCAGGGGUCUGGUGGAUACCUCCAUGUUGGAGCAGGAUCAGGAUGUAGAGCUGGACAUGCAGGACUCUCUGGGUCAGUUUCUGUCUACGUUGAACCUCACAGAGCUGGAGGCCCGGGCAAGGCCCCGUGCCACCCGUAAAGAGCCACCAGAAUACAUGCUGGAACUGUACAACCGCUUUGCCAACGAUCACACAGCGGUGCCCUCUGCCAACAUAGUGCGUAGUUUCAAGAAUGAAGAUUCCUCCCCCUACAGUGUGACGGUCAGGGGCGUGAGGAGACACCCCCUGCUGUUCAACAUCUCCAUCCCCCACCACGAGCACAUCCUCACCGCCGAGCUUCGCCUUUACACCCUGGUCCAGAAGGACCGCAGACACUUUGCCGGCCUUGACCGCAAGGUGACUGUUUACAAGAUACACGAGGGGGGGCACUGGAGGAAAGAAGAGGGGAGGGACAGGAGAAGGAAUGAGCAGGAGACAGACGAAAUUGAGGAAAUGGAGGAGCUGGCAACACGGCAUGUCUAUGGUAAAGACGAUGUCUGGGUCACCUUCGACCUGACCAAUCAGGUCAACCUUUGGCGGAAGGCAGAGAGCUCCACCCACCGACUGGAGGUCCACAUUGCAAGUCUGAGGUGCAAAGGUGGGAAGACCCGCCAGGAAGUCAGAAAAGAGGCUGGAAAGAAAGAGUUGGUCGAUGUGUAUGUUGACAUGGGCUUGGAUGAGAAACACAAGCCAGUGGUGAUUGUCUUCUCAGAUGAUCAAAGCAGAGAACAUCGUGAGGAGGACAAGGGGGAGCUCAACCGGAUGAUGGAACAUGAGAACGAUGUGCCGGCUGACCUGGAGCUGAGUCCACACGGGAACCGGGGGGACCAGGCUGGGAGCGAUGCUAGGAACACGGAUGGAGUGGAGCUGGAUGAGGAGACUCUCAUGCAACUGCACUCCAACCUCUAUUACGACACUCCUCCCCGAAUCCGCCGCAACGCCAAGGGUGAUCCCUGUAAGAAGAUCCCUCUCUAUGUGGAGUUUAAGGACAUUGGCUGGGAUACCUGGGUCAUACAGCCCAUGGGCUAUGAAGCCUACGAGUGCAAUGGUGUAUGCAGCUACCCUAUGACCUCUGAGGUCUCGCCUACCAAGCAUGCCAUUGUCCAGACUCGGCUGAGCAGUAAGAUUCCACAGAAGGUGUCACCAGCCUGCUGUGUUCCCACCAAGCUAGAGCCCAUCUCACUCCUUUACGAGGAUGGAGGAGUGGUCACCUACAUGCACAAGUACGAGGGCAUGGUGGUGGCAGAGUGCGGCUGUAGAUAGUCAUAGAACUGACUAAAGGUGCAGGAGAGAAUUAUAGAGACUUUGGAUUAGCAUAGACUGAGUGGUCCUCAGUUUCACUAUCAAAGAAGAAAUCCAGAUCAAAAGUGCCGAUUUGAAAAUAAUAAUCCAUUUCCACAAGCAUCAAGGAUACUUGCUUUGUGCGCUAGUAACUGAUAUAUAGUAGGGCAUGAAUAAUUUAUAUUUACAGUAUCUAAUGAACACGCAGCUUCAACUACAUUUUAAGAUAAAGAUAAACAGGGAGGAGUAAAUAGAAAGAUGACAGAGCAAAAGGGUGCAUUAUAUGAUGGAAAUUUGUCAUUUGUGAAAGUACAUUUGUUAGUAUAUGGAGAUGAUAUAAAAUGCUAUUUUACAAUGCCAGCAAUAUAAUGUGAUUUUGUAAAAACAAAAGAGAAACACAAAAAAGAUUUGAAUGUGAAUAUUAUGCUGUUCUUUAUAGUUUGUAUAUGUUUGUCAUCUUACAUUUGACUUUAAUCGUGACGAUUUGUUGGUAUGUACUGUCAGCUAUGCACAAAACUCUCUUGGUUUAAAUGACAGAAAAACAGAACAGAUCACUCCUGCAUGCCCAGUAUAUAUACAUGCUGUUACAUAAAUAUAACCGUAUAUUCUACAUGCAAAGACAGAUGCUCAUUCUAAAAGAGCGCAGGAUGAAUGGUGUCUGAUAUUUCAAAUAUGAGUGCUUCCAUGAUGGACUAGAUGUCAUAAAAUGUGAAAUGAAAUGUAUUAUAGAAAAACAUGUGUUCCAGAAAUGUAUUAUGGGAAUGCAACUUUGUUUGAGGUCGUCUUUUACCAAGGCCUGUGGACAAGCCAAGAAUACAUGUUCACUACAAAAGUUAAUCUUGCAUAGAUUUGAAUAGAGUGGCAUUGUGCAAAAUGGUAUUGAUCCAAUGCAACUGCCAUAUGAAAAACCUUUCAAGAAUGGCAUUGCUCCAAAAGUUUUGAUAUUUAUUUUCGGUAAUACCAAUUACCCUACCGAAGACAUUCUUUAAAAAAGUAUACUCGGUCAUAACAUACUUUAUAUGGGCUAAUAAAUUCAUAGAAUAAAAAGGUAGGUUUUACAUCUACCUAAUUCUAAGGGUGGUUUUUAACCUUCCAGACUUGGAAUAUUGUAUUAACUCGCAAAGCAAGGCUUUUACUUGCCGCAUAUAGUUAAAUGCACUAAAGAGGAACAAUGGGUGCAUAUUGAAGAUGAGCAUGCUUAUCCCCAGAAUCUGUUUACUUGUCUAUUUUCUAAGGAUAAAGCUAAGAACAUGAACAACUUCAUAGUUAAGAACACUAGAACAAUAUGGAAGGAAAUUAACAUUAUGGAAUAAUCGUGGAUAGCUUUUCUGAAUUCACUGGAAACAUGGAAAACCAAAGGCAUAUAAACCAGAAAUGACUUGGUAACAGAAAAUACAUUUUAUUUCCAUGACAGAAGUAAAAAAAGUAAUUUUGGACUGACCAAUGUAUAGUUUCAAAUACAUGCAAUUUAAAAGCUAUAUAUCACAAAAUGUCGAUUUGAAAUAUUUUGGACAUCAGAGCAACCUUGAAUAUAGAAUGUUAUUAUAGAAUAGACAACUUUCACAAAUUCCACAGCAUAACGGCAGAGUCAGGUCUGAAGUGUAAAACUAACAAUGAUUCAAUAAUCCAUUCUGUCUGGGUUAUGCUAUAAUAUCCAGAAAUUGUGAGCAGAGCUAGAAAGUUGGGUGUCUGAAGUAUUACAAUGUAAAUUUACUUUUAAUCUGCUGCAUAUUUCAAGACAUGGCAUAUGGAGGUGUAUUGAGAUACCCAAAUGGCCUCCUCUCAUCACUCAUCUUGAAUUUUAUUAAAUAAAAUACUUGUAAAUCAAUUAAUCCACCAUCAUUAACACAAUGGAAAAAUCAAAUUAUUUAUUAUGGAAAUAUUGAAAUAGCAAGGGCAAACGAGAAAAGUGAAUUGGUACAAUUUAAGGCCAUGUGGCAACAAUAACGCAGGCACUAGGGAUGGAGAUGAGAGCAUGUGGUUCUGGGCAGUAGAGAUUUAGUCGUUGUUUGUGUGCAUCUGUAAGUGGUUGUUUGUAUUCGGUAUAAAAAUAUAUAUUUUUUUAAAUUAAAAAAUAUAUAUUAAAACCUUUCAAGAGGAGUGUCAUAUCAGGUCAGAGAAUGUGAAAUCAAAGGGUGAACAAUUUAGAAGGUGUUAUGGCUUUUUCAUUUCAUUUUUUUCUUGCAGAUGACUUUAUGUCUCUGCAAAAUGUCAUACCUCUACAUUUGGAGAAAGCAGAAGCAAAAAGGUACAGAUGAUGUACAAAGCCUUAGAUUAAGUUUGCCAGAAAAAAGUUAUUUUUCCUGAAUACAUAAUAUACUGUCCAUGUCCAUGGAACCAAAUGAAUGUUUUAAAUAAUUUCUGCCCACUUAUUAUUGGGCUAAUCUAUCUGCCUCAGUCCGACUCACACCCUCUACCACCCCACCAUCACACAUCCUUCUAGAGCCACAUGCAAUGCAAGCAUUGGUGAUAAGGAGGUGUUAGGGCCUGGAGACGUGUAGACCAUCACUCAGGAUGAGAAACCAUUCCAAGUGGAGAGCAGUAGGGAGAGUGUGCUGUCAGAUUCCUGGGCCCCAACACCAACAAUCUCUAUGGAACAUUCAAUACACCCCCCAGCCAGCCUCUGUUUACUGGCCAGUCUCUCUCUAUUCACCACUGCCUGGCCCCAAACACUCCCACUUCCCUUCUCUGGCAUGGAUACUCUGGGGCCCUUAUCAUGGUGUUGCCUGCAGUACAGAUGGAAAAAAAACAUGUCACAUCACCACUCCUCUUCUGCUGUCAGCGGACUGAAGAGAGACAACCUCUAUGGAAUCACGCUGAACUUUUAAACCAACUGGACUUGGUUCUCAGUCAAGAUUUGCUUUUCACUGCCAUGCAUUUGUUAAUCAAAACUAUACUGUAUACUGUACCUAAUAGCUAUUGAGUUGUUACAGAUAUUAUUUCAGAGUAUUUAUUCAUGACUUGAAAGGUGAUGGUUAUUUAUUUAGUAAAUUUGAUGUGCAUGUGAAAGUUCAGUAGACUUAUUGCAUCCUGUGGAAAUUAAUUAUUUUGAGGAAAAAUAAACUUUAUUUGUUUUGCAGCACGAA